Molecule: messenger RNA, 1152 nt
Organism: Triplophysa dalaica
Lineage: Eukaryota; Metazoa; Chordata; Actinopteri; Cypriniformes; Nemacheilidae
Product: endonuclease domain-containing 1 protein-like
Exons: 2
Coding region: 6-839 (277 amino acids)
Molecular function (GO): hydrolase activity; metal ion binding; nucleic acid binding
Source: RefSeq, a predicted model, not a curated record
UGAAGAUGAUGUUUUACACAAGAGUCUCAGUGCUGCUCCUGCUGACAUUUCCAGCUGUCAUCCCUGAAGUUGUAGAUUUCAGUAGGUGUAGCGGGUUUUUCUUUGAAGGAAAGUCUCCUGUGAUAACUGACAUUCUGGAGAAUUCAAAAUCCCAGAAGGAUGAAUACAAAACGAUCUGUCAAAAAUAUAAAAGCGUUUACAGAUUUGCAACACUUUUCGACACAACAAACAGGAUUCCAGUUUUCUCAGCCUACACAGUCACUGUGGAUAGACAGAUUGAGAGACCAGACAGUACAUGGAUGAACGAGCCUCAGCUCGAAGUGUCCAGUGGUGAGAUGGGCAUGCCAUAUGAAAAUCAAGCCACAGAUGAAGACAUUGAUGAAAAUAACAGUGAUAAUGUGAAUCGCGGUCACUUGUUUCCCAGCUGUCAUUCAGGUGAUGAAGUCAUCGCUCGUUCUACAUUCACAUAUACCAACACUGUGCCACAGAAGAUCAGCUUCAACGGCGGCAGCUGGAAGCGCAUGGAAAUAGACACCAUACAGUUUAUGGCUUUACACUGCCGUGACAAAAGUGGCAAAAACGUUUUGGCCCAUGUGUUGACAGGAGCUGUGCCUGGCAAACAUCUACUAAAAUAUAGAGUGAACAUCCCAUCAUUCAUGUGGAUGACAUUCUGCUGCUAUAACAAUAAGUCACCGUUCUCUAAAGCAUACUGGGCUCCAAACGAAGAUGAAUAUAACGACAAUUUAACAAUCACAGGAAUAACCCUGCAGGAAUUACAGAAAAAUCUGAUUAAUAAUAACAUUAAAGUCACACAACUAUUUGACAAAGACUGUACAUAAAAUAAAUGUUUACAUUUUGCCACAAGUAAAGAUACAGAAGCAGAAAUAAAACAAUAUAUUUUUUCUGUUUGAUUAGAGACUUCUGUCAAACAUUUUAUGCUCUUCUUGCAUCACCUUACAGCCAGCUUUCAACUUAAACAUUUACCAAAGCUUCGUAGCACACGAACAGUUAAUAUAGUUUCAACAAAUAUGCUGCAAAAAGUAUAAACAGUAUAGAAAGUAACUGGUUGAAAAUAUGUCUGUAUGUUAAGAAAUGGGAUUGUGUGUAUACUGUGUGCCCUUUCUGCAAUAAAGUUUGAAAACUGCAACAAUA